AUGCCUGUCCAUUCCGGCACUGUCCCCAGGCACGAGGAAAUGAAGAGGUCUGCACACUAUGGCAAGAAAACAGGUGCCACAGAAAAGUCUGCAAGUUUCGACAUAUGGAUAUCCAGAAAGAUCGCUCCAGGAUUCCAUGUUACUGGGAGAAGAUGCCAGGAGGAUGUACCAAGCCUCACUGCGCCUUCCUACACGGUUCACAGGAAGCAGAGGCACACAGCACAUUCUCAACACAGCAGAAGAAGGGCACUGUCUGCGAGAACAAGGAAAAUUCCGAUCAAUCAAAAUUGGUCGUAGAAGCAUUGGAUGCAUCAUUGGAUAAUUACUGGCAGAUCGUAUCUGACAAGCCACAGGUCAACCCCAAGCCUAAAAUUGCUCCUGUUGUCUUUAACCCUUGGGAAGAGGGCUCAGACCAGGAAAUGUACUCUCCAGAGAAGAAGGUGGAGAAGAAAAUAGAUCAGCUAGAGAGACAGACAGCUCUGUCUGAAGCAGUCAGGCCUGCACCUGAUAUCAGGCAGAUCCUGCCAGCACAGACAGAAGUGAAGUCUAACAUUCUUUCAAGGCUAGGACGUAAACGUGCUGGCAGUGACACUUUAAAGGAUAGCAGUGGCCCUUCUGAAGAGAAGAUUCCUAAGGAAUUAGGGCAAAAAGCUGCAACUAACAACAGGCUAAAAGUCACUAAGAAUGUACCAGAACAAAGUAAAGCACCAAAGAACAGUGACAGUGGAUUGACGAUGAAGACAAAAAGAGAGAUAUAUGUGCCUCCAGCUAAGAGAAGUAAGAAAUGCACAAGUCCAGUCAAACCACCAGUGAAAAGCCAGAGUACAAGCCAUCUGAAGGAAUGUGAGAACAAAUCAACCCCAGCAAUCUUAUCGGGAACAUCAGAAAUUGUGGUUAAAUCCUUCGAUGAAAUAAUGAGGGAGAAGCGCAAAAGAUUAGCUCUUGAAAAAGCAGCAGCCAAAACGAAUACGUCUACACAGAAUAAAGAAACAAAGCAAACUGCAAACUCUGCGGCAAAGCGGCAACCAAUAUCCCUCAAGAAAAAGGUCAGCGUUACUCUGGCAGCUUCUUCAAGUGCUAAAACUGUCUCAGCAGCAGUUUCAUCAGAAGUGUCUGCACCAAAACAGACAGCCUCUGAAGGGGCUUCAUUAAAAGCAACUGUAUUGGAUGGAGCCAUAUCUGGCAAGUCAGCAGUAAAGGGAGGCAAUCCACAAGUGUCCAAAUCUGAAAGUGCUAUUUCAAAGAAGACUGUGUGUUCAGGACUAAAAACAAAGGUUUCUACAGAAAUUACUACUAAAGGGUCAAAACAACCAGGAGAGGCAUCAAAGAGAGUAGAAUCUUCUGUGUCUGUAAGAAAAGUGACAGGGGCAUCUCCAAAAGGAGUCGAAUCAUCAGGAGGUGUUUCAAGAAAAGAGUCUGUGGAAGAUUCUUCUAAAAAGUUGACUGAAGUUCCAUCAACAGAGUUGACAACAAAGGAGGCUGUUAUGGUGGAGAAGUCGGACAAAGGACUUGAUAUACCGCAAGAUAAAAGCGAUGAACACAAAGCUGACAAUGAUAGAAUAUCUGUGGCAUCAUCAAAGUCACAACCAGAUGAUGUCACGAAGAGAAAACCUUCCUUUGAAACACAACGGUCCAAGGACUCGCGGCUGUCCCUGGGGAGUGUGGGAGAUGACCUGGAUCUGUUUUUGUUGGAAGAUGGCGACGUUAAAGAUGUUGACCAUAGCGAGGAUAUUCUUGAGAAAAUUGAAAUGCUGCUACAGUAGCAUCUUGUGUACUACAUGUUUACAUUUAGUUACAAGGCCUUUUUAGCCCAUCAUUUUGCAUGGAGCUCACAUCAUUUCAUGUAUUUCAUGUAUUACAGAACAUCAUUUGUGAUUGUUGAUCUCAUAGCCUUAUUCAUUGGGAGUCUUGAUGAUAAGAAUUUAUGUGUAUCAUAUAUUUUUUUUUUUUUUUGUGUGUAGGAGUUUGAAUAGUUAAGUUGAGAGGGGCAAGGUAAGGAAAGAAAAAUGAUACUAUUUGAGUAUUUUUCUAAUUAUUUUUUAUCCUCUUCUUAACCUAGUGUGUAUUCCCUGCAGUUACACACAUACCCUCUGCUGUCAGAAGGAAGGAAAUUAGAGCACAGAUCUGACAUUGUAUGUAUCUUAAAAUUACACAAAACAUGGAGCAAUUGAAAGACCCCUCAUGUUGCAUGACAGUUAGAGGAUUGCACACUCCGCACACUUAAGUCAACUUCAGUCGAAAACAGAUUUUGGGGGCAGGAAGGUAUCUAUUACCUACUUAGGUGGAGUUCCUUUGAGCACAAAGCUAGUAUAUUGCACAUUCAAAAAAAAAAAACUAAUGUUAGAGAGGUUUGGUACAGGCUGCACCCUUCAGCUGCCAGGCAAGUGCUUUUAUCUCUAACUAAGCCCUUGUCCAUCCAAUCAGAAACAUUGUUCUUGCAUACAAAUUUGUCUACUGUCAGUGGUCAUAUAAGAUUACACGAAAAUCUCCAACUGGCUAAAAAAAAAAGGGGAACAUGAAUACCGACUCCAUGUAACGCGAGACCAAAGCAAACAUUAAACAUGAUUUAGUGGAAUUGUGUAUUGAAUUAAAAGAUGAAACAAAUGCAUAGUUGAAACAGAAAUGAAAAUAGAAAGU
Molecule: messenger RNA, 2637 nt
Organism: Liolophura sinensis
Lineage: Eukaryota; Metazoa; Mollusca; Polyplacophora; Chitonida; Chitonidae
Product: zinc finger CCCH domain-containing protein 11A-like
Exons: 10
Coding region: 105-1763 (552 amino acids)
Source: RefSeq, a predicted model, not a curated record